This is a messenger RNA of Psammomys obesus (fat sand rat), 1827 nucleotides long. RefSeq names its product cation channel sperm associated 1 (gene Catsper1). The record is from RefSeq and is a predicted model, not a curated record. The transcript is spliced from 14 exons. Bases 1 to 1827 code for a protein of 608 amino acids. Gene Ontology annotation, molecular function: calcium-activated cation channel activity; voltage-gated calcium channel activity. Lineage: Eukaryota; Metazoa; Chordata; Mammalia; Rodentia; Muridae. Gene Ontology annotation, cellular component: CatSper complex; membrane. Gene Ontology annotation, biological process: transmembrane transport; spermatogenesis; regulation of cilium beat frequency involved in ciliary motility.
AUGGACCAACGAUCUUCGAGGAUGAGAAUAGAAGGCAGUAAACUGGAUAUGAGACAUCGUUCCCAUUCACCAUCCUUCUACACACACCAUAGGCCAAACCAAAGCGGAGCCCGCCAGCAACAACAUGGUGGAUUCCACAAUCAAAAUGAAGCCCACCCUCUCCACGAAUUCCCAGACUACUAUGACAAUGCUUUCUCCCAGCGCACCCAUCACCAGACCAGGAGCCAUGUCGCUACAUCUCACUAUGGUGGUGGACCCCAAAGGGGCUCUAUCCCCCGUGCUGAGCCUCACCCUCGUGGCGGGUCCCGCGGUGGGACUCAGCCCCACAGUGAGCCUCACCGCCAUGGCGCGUCUCGUGGUGGGACUCAGCCCCACAACAACACCCGCAAGGUGGACUUCCCUAUCAGGGGACCCAAAGACAGAGUGAUUCUUUAUCCCACACCUCUGUUGGGUCGUACACCCAAAGGGAUGCUCCUCACCAUGGAAAAUUUCACUAUGGUGGUAUGCAGCACCGCCACGGUGAAUCCCAUCAACAGGCUCACCACCAUGGCAGACACCACAUCCCAUACAGAGGGCAGACUCAUAAGCUCAGGCUUCAGUAUGGCUCGGUCCCACCUGACAUCCCGAUCUCGUGUUUCCAGUAAAAUUCAUCCCAAGGAGGACUCUUGGAGUGAUGAUGAGCAAAUUCAGAAGCGCAAAAAGACCCAGAGGGCCCACAAAAAGCUGCACUCUGGGAAUAUUUUCCAAUUGAUUUUGGACAAAAUAAACACCCUCAUUUGGGGUCUCCGGGAAAUGAUGAUGUCGCUGACCCAAUCCCUGGGCUUUGAGACCUUCAUCUUCCUUGUGGUUUGCCUCAACUCAGUCAUCCUUGUGGCCCAGACCUUCACUGAGAUGGAGAUUCGAGGUGAAUGGUACUUCAUGGUCUUGGACUCCAUUUUCCUCGCCAUCUACGUGGUAGAAGCCUUGCUCAAGCUAAUUGCCCUGGGUGUGGAGUAUUUUUAUGACCCAUGGAACAAUCUGGACUUCUUCAUCAUGGUCAUGGCAGUGUUGGACUUUGUGCUCCUCCAGAUCAACUCCCUCUCCUAUUCGUUCUACAACCACAGCCUGUUCCGGAUUCUCAAAGUCUUCAAGAGCAUGAGGGCUCUGAGGGCUAUCCGGGUCCUUCGGAGGCUCAGCAUCCUCACCAGCCUCCAUGAAGUGACGGGGACUCUGAGUGGUUCUUUGCCAUCCAUCACAGCCAUUCUAACCCUCAUGUUCACCUGCAUCUUCCUUUUCUCUGUGGUCCUCCGGGCACUGUUCCGGAAAUCAGACCCCAAGCGCUUCCAGAACAUCUUUACCACCCUCUUCACCCUCUUCACCCUGCUCACCUUGGAUGACUGGUCUAUCAUCUACAUGGACAGCAGGGCACAGGGGGCCUGGUACAUCAUCCCCAUCCUCAUGAUUUACAUCAUUAUCCAGUACUUCAUCUUCCUCAACCUGGUGAUUGCUGUCCUGGUAGAUAACUUCCAGAUGGCACUGCUCAAAGGCCUGGAGAAAGUGAAGAUAGAGAAAGCUGCCCGGGUCCAUGAGAAGUUGCUGGACGACUCUCUGACAGAGCUGACCCAAGCAGACACUGAGGCCCAAAUGAGCGAAAGUGCUUUGCAAACGCAGUUUAUUGACAGAAUGUUUGGCAACAUGACAGAGAGGCAGCGGGAACUCCACUUCCAGUUCCUGCAGUUGGUGGCGUCGGUGGAACUUCAUCAGCAGAAGUUUCGUUCCCAAGCAUCUGUCAUCGAUGAAAUUGUGGACACUGCAUUUGAGGCUGGAGAAGAUGAUUAUGGGAAGUGA